CCGAGAAGAAACAAAUGCCCAGAUCCCUCAAAAACCUCCGUAGCCAUUUUGGCUCAAGCUGUAUGCUGAAGUGAAGUACUGUUUUUUUUUCCAUGUUGUCGUGACAGGAUGGCCGCCGUCCGCGCUGUCAUUACCGUGACUUUCCUCUCAAUUUCACAAGGCGUGCAGAUCUUGGACGCCUCGGCGGCGGACCGCGUCAGCUUGGAACGGUCUGAGAAGGGUGUGAAGCGCGAGGAAUGGACGCCACAGGCGAGUGGGGAGGAGAUAGACGCCGACGAUGAAGACGUGCCGUCAGGUGAUGUGGUCAUCAACGCUAAACAAGGGUCGAUCGCGUUGAAGACGUGGUACGGGCGAAUGGGCAACAACAUAAUUCAGCUGGUGAACGCGAUAUUGUUCUGUCAGAUGGAGGGGUUAUCGACGCUGGUCCUGCCCGAGGCCAAAGAGGUAGCGUGUCACGACAAGUCCAAGGCCUGCAGGGCGUUUGAUAUCUUGAAUCUUCCCAAGGAGAUCAAGAUCACGCCACGCCCUGAUUUGAAGCUCGACUGCAACUUUCUCAACAUGAAGUCGUUCUUCGGCCGCUGCUUGGCUGUGACGAAGAGCUUGUUCCGCCAGACAGCGGCGCAGCACCUGCGGCCCCUCAUGAGCGACAACUGGCGUCAGGCGUGCAUGGAGGAGCGUGCCCGGCAGGACGACGCCCACGAUAUCCGUGAGCUGACAAUACACCUGCGCAACGGGGACGCGAGGAAUUUCGCAAACAGGACGCAGGUGUCCCCGUACGCGAUGUACGCGUCGUGCAGCUUCUUCAAGAAGGUCCUCGCCGACCACGGAUUCCAGUCGGCCCGCGUCAUAACUCAGAAGGACAUGUCGCACCCGUGCAUCUCGGUGUUGCGAGAGCAUCUGGGGACCAAGCUCGCCGUGCAGAGUGAGUCGCUCGAGGAAGACUCCUGCGCCAUCAUCAACGCGAGGCACCUGGCCGUGGGCUCGUGGAGUACGUUCCCGCAGGUCCUCGAGCUCUUCAACGACCGCCUCGAAACGAACUUCUGGCCCGUCCCCCUGAAGGCAACCAACUACACGAGCACCUUGCAUCAGAUCGGGUGGGGGCCCUGCAACCCCGUCGUUGAGGGGAACGCUGUGACAUAUGUAUAUCAAAUUGACGGUAUGCAGGAGGGGCACGUCAGUAUGGACGAUAAAACGGGCGUCGACUAUUUCUCGCGGAUGCCUUUAGAGAAAGUGACCCUUCGGAGCGUUUGUGAUGAGGAGUCCGAGGCACCAUUCGAGGGAGCGGUGUCUCUGCGAUAGUCUGAACAUGGUUAGACUGCGCAUCGUGGAGACCCCGCAUUCCAUAACCCACAGCAGUUGGGCGCCCGCGGAGUUGUCCCGGGCUGCCCGUUUUGACAAAGUGAACACUGGCAGACGCGCAGCCAAAAGCAUUCUCCAGCGCACUCCACAGAAGAGGAGUCAGCUGCCCACGUCCUCGUCGACCUCCUCCUCCUCCUCCUCCUCUUCCCCCUCCUGCUCAUUCC
This is a messenger RNA of Prorocentrum cordatum, 1523 nucleotides long. The record is from the annotation of a GenBank genome assembly. NCBI's taxonomy places the organism in Eukaryota, Dinophyceae, Prorocentrales, Prorocentraceae.